This is a messenger RNA of Ostertagia ostertagi, 1311 nucleotides long. NCBI's taxonomy places the organism in Eukaryota, Metazoa, Nematoda, Chromadorea, Rhabditida, Trichostrongylidae. The record is from the annotation of a GenBank genome assembly.
AUGUCAGUCGAUGAUUUAGACAAGCACAUUGAAACGUUGAUGAAAUGUGAAUUGAUCUCGGAACAGGAUGUCAAGUCUUUAUGUUCGAAAGCACGAGAAAUCCUUGUUCAAGAAGGAAAUGUUCAAGUAAUAGACUCACCGGUCACGAUCUGUGGUGACAUCCAUGGCCAAUUUUAUGAUCUCAUGGAGUUAUUCAAGGUUGGAGGUCAAAUACCUGACACAAAUUACCUUUUUCUUGGAGAUUUUGUAGACCGUGGAUUCUAUUCAGUAGAAACUUUUCUUCUACUACUCGCAUUAAAAGUUCGAUAUCCAGAUCGCAUGAUGCUUAUUAGAGGCAAUCAUGAAAGUCGACAAAUUACGCAGGUAUAUGGAUUUUAUGAUGAAUGCUUACGGAAGUACGGUAGUGCAGCCGUCUGGAAAGCCUGUACAGAAGUUUUUGACUACCUUUCACUCUCAGCUGUUAUCGACGGAAAGGUACCGCAUGAUGGCCCAAUGUGCGACCUGUUGUGGUCGGAUCCAGAGGACUCAUCGGUGGGAUGGGGAAUGAGUCCACGAGGGGCAGGAUAUCUCUUUGGUGCGGAUGUUGUCAAGACAUUCUGUGAUACGAAUGGAGUUGAUCUCAUAUGUCGGGCACAUCAGUUGGUUAUGGAAGGCUAUAAAUGGCAUUUCAACGACAGUGUUUUAACGGUGUGGUCGGCGCCGAAUUACUGUUAUCGAUGUGGAAAUGUGGCCGCCAUACUUGAACUCGACGAACAAUUAAAUAAGGAGUUUACGAUAUUUGAAGCAGCACCUCAAUGGUUACUUCUCCACUCACAUAGUGGCAUAUGCUUUUCAGGAAAACCGUGGUGCACCUGCGAAAAAGCCCCAACCGGAUUACUUUCUGUGAUAAUGGCUCAGCUAAUGUUGAGAGUCAUUCAACGAUCAUUUGUUGGCACAAGGAACUUGUGCACAGCAGUCAGCCCAUCCCUCUCAGAUGACCUCAGGAAUAGGAUUGACAAAAUGGUCAAGUCGGACGAUGUAGUGGUAUUCAUGAAAGGCACAAAACAGGAACCUAUGUGUGGAUUUUCGCGAAAUGUCAAAUUGGUGCUUGACUUCCAUAAUGUCGGAUUCAAAGACUAUGAUGUACUGAAUGAUGCGGAAUUAAGGGAAGGUAUAAAGAUUUACAGUGAAUGGCCAACUAUCCCUCAGGUGUUUGUGAAAGGAGAGUUUGUCGGAGGAUGUGAUAUAAUGGUACAAAUGCACAAAGAUGGAGAAAUUUCGGAUUUUUUCGACUCGAAAGGCAUCCCUAGCAAAUAUGGAGAGAAGAAAUAA